CACACACACACAUCUACCCAUAACCCCUUCUCCACUUGGCGAACCACACAACAAACCAGUGUAUUUCCCAGUCUGCCUUCGGCUCGACCGGCCGUGAGGAACAAGGCUUUGAAGCCGACUCGACUCUUCCGAUACUCUGGACGUUUCAUUUCUGGACAUGAUCUCCUCGCUGGGAUUAUAGUGAGACUUCUAUUGGUUUGAUUUUUGCUCUUGGACUUCCUUCUCCUGGUCUCUGCUGCUGUUCUCCCUGUGGAUGCUGAGGUCGGCGGGGGAUCCUCAGAAGCGAGGCGGUGAAGUGGUGACGAUGUGGAUCCCGACGCCGAGCAUGACCCCGUCCCAGCGGGCCGUGCUGUACGGGACGUGCGUCCUUGCUCUGGUGAACUCCGUGGCCCUCCUGGUGCUGCUGGUCCAGCAGAACGGGCAGCACGGCAGGCUGGACCGGGCGGAGGCCCGGCUGACCGGGGUGGAGCAGAGCUCGGUGGUGGAGUUCCUCCAGGAGGUGCCCAGGGGAGCGGCGGGGCUCCGGGCCAGCGCCGCGCAGCAUCAGCUGUUCUCCAGGAACAAGAGGAGCCGAGAGCCGGACCAGGAGCUCCAGCAGGGCGAGGUGACGGAGAGCUCCCAGCAGGAGGCCAGCCAGGAGGUGGGGGAGGAGACGGAGAAGAAGACCAGGCUGGAGGUGAAGCACAAGCCCCGACACGGCCAGCGGCACGUCAAGACGGCGCUGCAGGACGACAUGAUGAUGAUGAUGACCUACUCCAUGGUGCCGAUCAAAUUGUUGAUUGACAUUUGUAACAGCACCAAGGGAGUCUGUAUAGCUGGACCUCCGGGACCUCCUGGACCACCGGGUCUGCCCGGCGCCGACGGUUCGCCCGGCCACAAUGGCACUGAUGGCAUCCCGGGACUGAAUGGAGAGCCUGGGGCUGAUGGGAAAAGAGGGAAGAGAGGUGAGAGAGGAGAGCCGGGGGAAAAGGGAGAGCCCGGAGAGCCGGGUCCACCUGGAGAGGAGAGCGGACCAGUAAAUGACGUUGUAGUAGAGGGCCCUCCUGGCCCACCAGGACCUCCUGGACCCAUGGGCCCUCCUGGACCUCCAGGACCUCAAGGGCCUCCCAGAACAAGGCACCACAGAGCCCAUCUGCAAGCAGCUCAUACUAUGGGUUUGCUCCACGCCGUUCCAAACGACGGAACCUCGCCUGCAAAAGAGGCGGCGAAGCUCCUCGAGAAGGCCUCCAAGAAGAACGAGUGUCUGAUCAAGUCUCUGAUCAACCCGAGGAACGUGACCAAGAUGGAGAGCACGUUCGGCACCUGGAUGAGAGACACGGCUCGGCUGGACGACGAGCGGAUAUGGGUGGCAGAGCACUUCUCCGGUCGAGUGGUGAAGGAGUAUAAAAGCAUCGCCUCUUUCCAGAGCAACAGCAGCGACGUCGUGGACGUCAUAAAAUUCUACCAAGGCUGCGGGCACAUUGUCCACGACGGUUGCUUUUAUUACCACAUCGCAGGUUCUUCCAGCAUCGCCAGGUUCGAUUUCCACACCAAGAAGCUGAGCACUCUGCCCAUAGACAACGCCUUGCACCACAACCUGGCCUACCUGCUCCACAACUCCAAGACUUACUUCAAGCUGGCGGCGGACGAGAACGGCCUGUGGCUGAUCUUCGCCUCCAGCGUGGACGAGAGCAUCAUGGUGGCCCGGCUGGACCAGAAGACCUUCUCCGUCACCUCCUACCUGAACACCAGCUACCCUCGCACCAAGGCCGGCAACGCCUUCGUCGCCUGCGGCGUCCUGUACGUCACCGACACCAAGGACACCAGAGUCACCUUCGCUUUCGACCUGCUGAAGGGGAAGCCGGUCAAUAUGACCUUUGACCUGAGGUCGCCCGGCGGAGUGCUGGCGAUGCUCUCCUACAGCCCGAAGGACCGGCACCUGUACGUGUGGGAUCAGGGCUACGUCCGGCUCUACGUGGUUCACUUCAUCUCCGACGAGUGAGGAAACGACGCCACCGAUCAGCAAGAAGACUUUAUACCCCAAUCAGCCACAACAUUAUGACCACCUUCUGUUUUAUUUUAUUUUAAUGGGAUCUGUUAGUGAGAAGGUGUAUCAGGCAGAGACCGACUGAAGAAAAAGUAACAAACAGAAGGAUUAGAGGGGUCUCAAGUCAAUGAUACAUGUGGGAAAUGAAGGCGAUUCAAAUAAAUGCAAGUCAAACUGCUGCCAGUUUCUACUAAAAGAGCAUCGUUUCAUUUUUCUCUGGCUGUCAUGUUAUGGCUGAGAGGUGUUUAUCAAUAGAAAACUAUCCGCUGACCACCAGCUUUCACGUCACCUCUGGAGACUAUAUUUAUGAUUUUUAAAAAAAAGAGUACGUGUCGUCUAUUUUUUCGUGUUAAAUCGUUUUAAUUAGUUGUAGUAAUUUAACAGAAUCAAGUCAGUUCUCGGUUGGAGAUCAUUUUAUUGUCAAAGAAUAAACACUGCUGUAUUUAUAUCGUCUGUGAUGAACGUAAAAGCUUUUUGAUUUGCUAACACCGCUAACAUUUUUUUAUCAUCCCAUUUCAGACAAAUUGAAUCUAGAAUUCGACUUUUGUGGCCGCUGUGUGUUAAAGUGUGUUUGCAUGACAACUCUUAAUGAUUUUUUUUAUACAGAUGUAAAUGUUUUUCCUCCCUUUUUUGUACAAAGUCCAACCACAGUAAAGAGAAACCUCAUCAAUAAAUAAAAACAGUGUCAAAUCAGCCUGAUGAAAUAAAAAGAAUUUAUUCACUUUACAAAGGUAAAACUGACCAUGACCUGUUCUCUCACACACCUUCAGGCUCAAGUGCCCUUGUAAGCGUCGACCCCGUGAUAUUGGCUUCUUUUUGCAUUAUUACAUGCACACGCACAUACACACCAGACACCAGCGGGACCAUCGG
This is a messenger RNA of Salarias fasciatus (jewelled blenny), 2896 nucleotides long. It is a transcript of the gene gldn, whose product is annotated as gliomedin. The transcript has 10 exons. Gene Ontology annotation, biological process: signal transduction. The record is from RefSeq and is a predicted model, not a curated record. Lineage: Eukaryota; Metazoa; Chordata; Actinopteri; Blenniiformes; Blenniidae. Bases 254 to 1981 code for a protein of 575 amino acids. Gene Ontology annotation, cellular component: cell surface.